Molecule: messenger RNA, 1101 nt
Organism: Tilletiaria anomala UBC 951
Lineage: Eukaryota; Fungi; Basidiomycota; Exobasidiomycetes; Georgefischeriales; Tilletiariaceae
Exons: 1
Coding region: 1-1101 (366 amino acids)
Source: RefSeq, a predicted model, not a curated record
AUGGCGCAUCAGAAAUCAAAAGGCGCGAUCUUUAGCCCGGAGGCUCUGGAGUCACAACUGUCCACGCUCGAAGUUCUGGCUGCCAUGUGGGCAGGCAACGAUGAGCUCUCGAUACCUUCAUCAACCUCAGAAGGUAUCGAAGCGCUGGCUAGAUACCUCGCUCUUCCCCUGUCAACGCUCGGCGACGAGGAAUGCAUCAAUGCCAAAGACGCCGUGCCGAAUGAUCUUAAUUUUACGCUAUCUAUCGACCCACUCGCUGGCUCGGAGGGCGACCGGAGCAGACAUGCACGGAAAGCGCGAAAACUCAAGCUCGAAGUCACACUCCUUCUUCGCAAACUAGCACCUGGGCAAGCCGAGAGCGAAGCCAUUUGUCCUCGCUUGAGACUCAGGAGAUCUGAGUGGCUCAACGCUGUUGACCACAUGCGGAUAUGCAAAGAGGCGGGGAUAAAUGAAGGCGCGAAGCAUGGAGUUGGAAAAAUGGAUAUCGACGGAGGUUCGUACGUCCUUGAGACUGUCGAGCGAAUAUCAGAAGCCGCCGCCACCAUCAUGGCGAACGAUCUGGAAACAGAAACACAAUGUGGGGUCGCAUCCGAGAAUGGGCAUGCAUCGCUAAGCAAGCUCGUGUAUCGCUCGUGGUCAUGUUUACCGUCACUGUCGACCAAGGAGAAGCGACAAGACCUGGUCGACUACGCCAAGCUCAACAGGCCGCCAUUGACUGGCUUUGUCCUCGCCGGAAAGCCGGCGCUCGUCGUUCUCGAGCACCCGCUGACGGACGAGCUGAACCUUUUGACGGAGGGAAAGGAAGCCCAGCUACUGGCGGCUCAAAGCAAUAUCCUAGCCUACUGGUCCUCGAUCAAGGUUCAGUCCUGGUCUGACAUUCCUUCCGGGCAUAAAAAGGUGUCCGAGACGUUGGUGGAGCGGGCUGUUCCACGUGUGUUUUCAAACAUGACAGAUACAACAGGCAGUGACGAGAUCGGCGGCCGGGAGGCGCUCAGGGGAACAUACAAGCACCGAAACGACUGGAAGCUGGUUGAGGGAUGGUUGAAGGGGAAACAGUGCGGGGGCAGAUUGAAAGAAGCAUUAGGAGCAGAUUGGAAUUGA